AUGAGUAAAUACGAUUUUUCAAAACGUUUGAAACGCAUGCUGAACAAUGAGUGCGAAAUUGUGGAAAUGGAAACAAACGUUGCACGGAAAUGUGCCAAACAUUAUGAACAAAUGACCCAAUUGAAGACUAUGUUAAACGCCCAGGAACAUGAACUAAAUCGAUAUAGAAAUUCCGUUGAUAGACUUAAACACGAAACGGAAGAAUUGGAGAAAUUUGUUGCGGGCGAAGAGGAGAGAUUAAAUUGCAUUAACAUAAACAUAGAACGAUUGCGUGGCGAAAGUAAGGAGAUGGAACAACAACGUAUUGUCCAAAGGAAACAAGAAUUGACCAGAAGGGAAUUUAUUCGUCGCAUUAAAGAGACUACACAAAUGUAUUUCAAUGAAGAUGCUUUGCCCUAUAGAUUUCAGGGUGUUUGUCUAGAGCGUACCGAAACAUCCUACGAAUGGAAACCCUUUGCUGUUGAUGCCAAAAAAUGGUUAAAUUUUCUCGAUGAACAAUGGAAACUGGAAAAUCACGAAAAUAAAGAAAACAGUGACAACAAUCGAAUGGAUUUUUAUGAAAAUGCCAAACAUUAG
This is a messenger RNA of Musca vetustissima, 576 nucleotides long. RefSeq names its product kinetochore protein Spc25-like. The record is from RefSeq and is a predicted model, not a curated record. The coding region runs from base 1 to 576 and encodes 191 amino acids. NCBI's taxonomy places the organism in Eukaryota, Metazoa, Arthropoda, Insecta, Diptera, Muscidae. The transcript has 3 exons.